AUGGCUGCCAAGGGAGACAAGAUCGAAAAAAUCAUCACGCGACUGCAGGCUCGCAUCGCCGAAGGCCAGUUCUACGAGGCCCAGCAGCAAACGCGCGUAGUCGCCGCUCGUUACAUCAAGGCCGCAAACUGGCCCGCUGCCAUCGACAUCCUCUACAAUGUCGCCCAGUCUCUCCUCAAGGCCGGUCAGGGAGGCUCCGGUGGCGACUUAUGUGUUUUGCUUGUCGACGUCUUCAAGCAGGCAGAGCUGAAGCCCGACUCCGCGAACAAGGGCAAGCUGCUUACUUGCUUGCGUUUAUUCCCUGCCGAGGAACCUACGAGGAAGAAGUUCGUAGGAGAGAUGAUUGCUUGGUCUUCCAAAUUCGGCGAAUACCCCGCAGGCGACGCCGACCUGCACCACGUUGCCGGAUCACUCUACGCCGAAGAGCAUGAACCCUACGAGGCGGAAAGGCAUUUGGUAUUAGGAACGAAGGACUCGGCUGAGGUCCUCGCUCGUAUGGAAUAUACUUGGUACAAGGAAGACGACUCGCACACGGCCCCGCUCUACGCCGCCCGCGCCAUCCUCCCCUACCUUCUCGUUGGCAACCUCCGCGCCGCGAACACCUGCUACCGCCUCUUCACCUCCUCCCUCAAUGACGACAACAAGGGCCUCGGCGUUCAAGAUGUCAGCAGCAAUACCGCCGACCUGCGAAUCUUCCCAGGCCUGCCCCUCCUCAACUUCCUCGGCCUCCUCCUGAUCGCCGUCCAGCGCGGCGCUCCCGACGUCUACAAGCAGCUUGUAACGAAGUACUCAGCCAACAUCUCCGAGGUUGGCUCAUGGGCAGAAUCUCUUGAGCUGAUUGCUGAGAUGUACUUUGGCAUCACGCGCCCGCGACAGAGCAACCCGCUCAUGGACAUGAUGGGCAGCUUGUUCGGCGGAGCCGGUGGCGGCGCUCCUCCCCAGCAAAGACGGCCUACGCCCAGACGUGUGGAGGCACCCCAGGCCGAGGGACUUGACUAG
Messenger RNA from Colletotrichum karsti, 999 nucleotides. RefSeq lists its product as uncharacterized. Gene Ontology annotation, molecular function: protein binding. NCBI's taxonomy places the organism in Eukaryota, Fungi, Ascomycota, Sordariomycetes, Glomerellales, Glomerellaceae. The record is from RefSeq and is a predicted model, not a curated record. The coding region runs from base 1 to 999 and encodes 332 amino acids. Gene Ontology annotation, biological process: protein insertion into ER membrane. Gene Ontology annotation, cellular component: TRC complex; cytosol. The transcript has 2 exons.